Messenger RNA from Rhipicephalus microplus (southern cattle tick), 741 nucleotides. RefSeq names its product ribosomal protein L10 (gene RpL10). Gene Ontology annotation, biological process: translation. The record is from RefSeq and is a predicted model, not a curated record. Gene Ontology annotation, cellular component: ribosome. Lineage: Eukaryota; Metazoa; Arthropoda; Arachnida; Ixodida; Ixodidae. Gene Ontology annotation, molecular function: structural constituent of ribosome.
UCUUUUCGCCUCUUGCUCGGCACUUGAGCCAGCAAGAUGGGUCGCCGACCCGCGAGAUGUUACCGCUACUGCAAGAACAAGCCUUACCCCAAGUCGCGGUUCUGUCGUGGUGUACCCGACCCGAAGAUCCGCAUCUUUGACUUGGGCCGCAAGAAGGCGCGAGUGGACGAGUUCCCGCUCUGUGUGCACCUCAUCUCCAAGGAGUUUGAGCAAAUCUCGUCCGAGGCGCUGGAGGCUGGCCGCAUCUGCGCCAACAAGUACCUCGUCAAGACCUGCGGCAAGGACGCUUUCCACCUCCGGAUGAGACUCCACCCCUUCCACGUCAUCCGAAUCAACAAAAUGUUGUCGUGCGCUGGCGCUGAUAGGCUCCAGACAGGGAUGCGUGGCGCCUUUGGCAAGCCCCAGGGCACUGUUGCCCGCGUGCACAUUGGACAGAAGAUCAUGUCUGUGCGUGCCAAGGAGCAGCAUAAGGAGAAUGUGAUCGAAGCACUGCGACGUGCCAAGUUCAAGUUCCCAGGUCGCCAGAAGGUGCACGUCUCGAAGAAGUGGGGCUUCACCAAGUGGGAUGCCGAGGACUAUGAGGAGAUGCGUGCUGACGGCCGGCUGAAGCCUGACGGCUGCUACUGCCACUACCGUGGUGGCCACGGCCCCCUCAACAACUGGAUGAAGAUCCAGAGGGAACUGCGAGGCCUGGAGUAGGCACCACUGAUCACCAGAGACAAUAAAAGGCUCUCCUUGUCA